Molecule: messenger RNA, 978 nt
Organism: Pseudophryne corroboree (corroboree frog)
Lineage: Eukaryota; Metazoa; Chordata; Amphibia; Anura; Myobatrachidae
Exons: 7
Coding region: 19-771 (250 amino acids)
Source: RefSeq, a predicted model, not a curated record
UUGAGGAGAAAAAGAAGCAUGAUGUGUUUGUGCACAAAAAUUGCUUUGCUUUUGAUUAUAUUUUCAGUGUGUGGCAGAGCAGCCCCAGUACGUCGUAGGGGAGGUUUACAUCGCUCUGCUGCCGCUGAUGCCCCAUCCGUGUAUUAUGCUGAGGAGGAGCAGGUUCCUGUGACAGCUCCUCCAGAUGACGUAUUAUAUUCGGAUGAUGACCUGGAACGCGCCUGGGAGAAGAAGGUCCUACAUGGUUUACAUCGCUCUGCUGCCGCUGAUGCCCCAUCCGUGUAUUAUGCUGAGGAGGAGCAGGUUCCUGUGACAGCUCCUCCAGAUGACGUAUUAUAUUCGGAUGAUGACCUGGAACGCGCCUGGGAGAAGAAGGUCCCACAUGGUUUAGUUGACGGUUCUGUAGCUGGCAGACGAUCGGUGCCAAGGACCAAACCGACCAAGGUUAUAUCAGCUGAUGUAAAAUUCUUGGAAGGAUUUUUGGUGGUGUUCGUCCCAGCUGCAAUACUGCUUGCAGGACGUAUUAUUUACUGGAGAUAUGGCAAAUGGGUGACAACGCGUGAAAGAGAUAUUGAGAAGAAUGAGGAAGGUGCUACAAAACCACAAGCUCCCACCACCACAUCCUCUGAUUCUAUCAAGGCAUCCACCGCAAUGACCUUCACCCGCACCUCUAUAACUGGAACCACCUUGACCAUCACCAACUCCUUCCCAGACAUGCUGCCAGGGCCACCUUCAUGGAUGGCAGCAUCUGUCAUGCAGACUGCAGUGUAAGAAGCCCAGUGAGACCUUCCUCAUCUGUCUCCCCGCGUUCCAUACCAACCUGCUUCCUGCAGUCUGCCAUUCCAGUGUCAGCAUGCCCAGGGCCAGUUCUACAAAAAGAACAUAUCUUAGUUUGAGCAGAACAAUAUGUGGUGGAAGCCCCAAACCAUCGGCUGCUGCACUGUUUGAUGUCUUAAUAAAUUGAGACUUUGAAAAAUC